CGUGUGAGCAGCAAGACAGCCCAGUUGGCGAAUCUAGGAAGGUUUUGGUUCUGAUCCCGCCAUGGUGACGUCACUCGCUGUAGAGUAGUGUGUUGAAGCAGAGGAGUAAUGUGUUGUGCGGGUUCGAAGGGAUUUAUUAUGUUGUGUGCGUACGUAAUUUUGUCCAUGGAAGCUACGUAAAGCGUCCCUCAUGAAGAGUUCGGAGCAAGAUGGUUAGAGAGACUCGUCACCUUUGGGUUGGGAAUUUGCCGGAGAAUAUCCGCGAGGAUCGGAUUCGAGAACAUUUCAAACGCUAUGGGCGGGUUCAAAGUGUCAAGUUGCUGCCGCGGCUCAAGGAGGACGACGGGUCCACUGGUCUCUGCGCCACUGUGGCCUUCAUGGAUAUCAAGUCGGCAUCCAAGGCUCACAACAUGGAGCAUAAACUGGACGAGCGAUGUCUAAGCACGGAGUAUUACGAGCCUGCAGCCAUCCCAGGGGGUUCCACCGCCCCUCUGUAUGUGGCCCCUCGUUUCCCCCAUGGGCCUUCUGAAGAUCAUGCGUACCUUCGGCGCCCGGCGUCGGCUUAUCACGUAACAGAUCCUCUGAGAGGCCGCACGAGGGACCGUGUGUACAGGAACGGACCCUACACGCCGCUCAUAGAGAGAACCCAGUCGGCACAUCACCGGCCCCUGGGGAACGCGUGGAGCUACGACGGCACAACGAGCGGCCGUUAUACCGCCACUACCCCCACCCCUGACCCCUAUUCGGAGGAGCGGCGUGAAACGCAACCCGCGAUACACAAGAAGCGCCCGAAAUCCAGUAGGUCGGGGAGCGAGUCAGGGUCCAACUCAGGGUCAAGCCGCUCUCGGUCCAGAUCUCGUAGCCAUUCGCAUUCCAGCUCCAGUUCUAGCCAGUCAGGUUCCAGCAGUUGCAGCUCAGGUACAUCGUCACAAGGAACUGACAAGUCCUGCUCCCCGCACAGCAGUAGCCACCAUGGGGCAGCUAGGAGUGGACGCGUGUGUGGGGUGGCUCUGCAGUCAGCGGUGAGUGCGCCACAUGCCAAUAACGUGAGUCCAGCCGUGCAGAGUGAAGAUCGAAGACCUUUGGCAAUCUGUGUCCGAAACCUGCCCGUUCGCUCCAGCGACACGAGUCUGAAGGAUGGGUUGUUCCACGAAUACAAAAAGCAUGGGAAGGUAACAUGUGUUAAGGUGGUGGGGCAGGCAGGCGAUCGUUAUGCGUUGGUUUGCUUCAAGAAGGCAGAUGAUGUCGAGAAGGCAUUGGAAGAGUCCCACAACAAGCUCUUCUUCGGUUGCAAGAUUGAGGUGGCACCCUGCCAAGGCUAUGACGUGGAGGACAAUGAGUUCAGGUAGCAAAGUACCUGAUAUAGUUUACAUGUUUGUGAUAUUCUUUUGCACACUAAAUACACACUGAUAUCACCUUUCACUUUCGCAGGUCUUUCGAAAGUUGAAAAAUAUAUUAUCACCGUCAUCAUCCAUCCUCCCUGGUAUUAAGUCUGUUAGUGUAUUAAGUGUGUUGCAAAAACCAUAUUCUCCUCAUUUUAAGGUCGUCCAGAGCGUGUUAUUUCUGUAGACUGGUUGCUCUGUGUGUGUACACGUACGUAUGGUGAAACUUCGAUGCAUCGUUUUUGACGGGGGAGAGAAAUGAAAAUGAUAAAU
This is a messenger RNA of Zootermopsis nevadensis, 1655 nucleotides long. The record is from RefSeq and is a predicted model, not a curated record. Lineage: Eukaryota; Metazoa; Arthropoda; Insecta; Blattodea; Termopsidae.